Messenger RNA from Topomyia yanbarensis, 1049 nucleotides. RefSeq names its product antigen 5 like allergen Cul n 1-like. The transcript is spliced from 4 exons. Bases 108 to 902 code for a protein of 264 amino acids. The record is from RefSeq and is a predicted model, not a curated record. NCBI's taxonomy places the organism in Eukaryota, Metazoa, Arthropoda, Insecta, Diptera, Culicidae.
AAUGGUGCGUCGCUCUGGUUGAGCAACUUGUUCGGUGCGUGCUUUAUUCGAGAAGAAACGUGUGCCUUAAUUUUCCGGUGCAAGAGGCGGCUUCAAACGAAACCAGGAUGAUUCGGGUCGCAAAAUCAUGGAUUUUGCUGGCCAUGUUUCUGGCAGCGCUGCGGACAGCGUACACCGUGAACUACUGCGAUCGUAGCCUUUGUCCCGCUAGCAAACCGCACAUCGCCUGCAAAGACGAUGGUAAGCUGAGCUCCGAAUGUCCACCCGGGGCCAAGAUCAUUGAGAUGAAUGCCGAGAUGAAGGAGCUCAUUCUGGACACCCAUAACAAGUACCGCAGCACGCUGGCAACCGGCGGAGUCGGAUGGCUUCCGAAGGCAGCUGCCAUGCCUACGCUGACUUGGGAUGACGAUCUAGCUGAAACAGCCCAAGUGAACGCUAAUCGGUGCGUCCGAGGACACGACGUUUGCCACAAUACGGACAAGUACAAGAACUCCGGACAGAAUCUCAACUUCUUUGCCACCAGUGCCGACACCAUUGAUGUGAAGGAUCAAGUGCCUAAACUGAUCGGCAGCUGGUGGGAUGAACGUCACGACGUGCACAAGAACAUGGUUAAGACCAUGUACGAUCCUGGCAAGGGAACAAUGGUGUUCCACUUCGCCGUGCUUGCCGGAGAUAAGGUGAACAAGAUCGGUUGCGCUAUUACGCAGUGGAAACCACCGGGCGGUUGGAUUCAGAUCUAUCUGGUGUGCAACUACUCGUUCAACGACUUCGUCGGACUGCCCAUCUACGUCUCCGGGGAACCCUGCUCCAAGUGCCAGAAGGGAUGCAAUCCAAAAUACGCCGGAUUGUGUAACGAGGACGAACCGGUUCCACAGUUGCUUGACUAUCCGGCCGGUAGCUAAACAGCAGAGCAAAAAUAAGAAUUGAACAAAACAACAUGUAGUACAAAAAUUUUCAUAUUACUGUCGUCAGCAUUUUUAGUGAAAGUCCCAUUGACCUGUCAUGUGUUCUGUUGAAUAAUGCUAAUAAAAAAAUUGGUGAAGGGAUAA